UUUAAAUUCUGCAGAACAAGAGUCACAGACCAUCACAAGCACAUAUACAUUGAUGGAUAGUGAUAACAAAGGAAACAACAAGAUCACAGAAAUAGUUAGGCUGCAGCAAAUGCUGAAGAAGUGGAAGAAGCUUGCAGUUUCGCCAAAGAACAACAGCAAGAAGAGCAUCAAGUUCCUAAAGAAGACACUUUCCUUCUCGGAAACCUCUUCGUCGUCUUCAUCAUCUUCACUCUCUGCUGAUGUGCCCAAGGGAUUCCUUGCUGUGUGUGUGGGAGAAGAGAUGAGGAGGUUUGUGAUUCCGACUGAUUACUUGAGCCACAGAGCCUUUGGAGUGCUGCUGAGAGAAGCAGAGGAGGAGUUUGGUUUCCAACAAGAAGGUGUUUUGAGGAUACCCUGUGAAGUCUCUGUGUUUGAGAGAAUACUGAAGGUGGUGGAGAAGAACAAGGAAGGCUUUUUCUAUUGCUCUGGAGAGGCAGACUUUGCUUAUGCACAUCGCCCUCCAAAACCAAUCUGCAGAUAAAUAUAUUUAUAUAUAUAAUAUAUUAAUGAUAUUUUUCACCAAGCCCUCAAAUCAAAUAUCUUCUUGUUGUUGUUGUAGUUCUUCUUCUUCUUCUUCUUCUUCUUCUUCUUCUUCUUCUUCUUCUUUGUGAGGACUGAUGAGAUUAAGUUAAUGAGCUUUUUUGUAUAAGUAGCAGUAGAUGAUGGUGAUCCUGAUCCGUGUUUAUGUUAUGGAUCCUAAAUUCCUAAUCUACAAUGUAUAAACUUUUUUCUUUUACUUCUUUUCAAUUCUGUGGUUACUCUGUCACUUGUUUGAAUCAACUAUACAUCAAUGAAUCCAUAAGCCCAAAAUAAAACACAUUCAGGAGUUCCAGAGUACUUUAAAUAUAUAAAUAUAUAUACUUACAACAUAUAUAUAAUAUCCAUGAAUGAAGAAUCUUGAGAGUGCAUUACAUGUAUGAUGGCAUCAGAAAUGCAAUUUGGCUAAGAUAAUUAAUAGCAGUUAAAGUAGCCAGAGAGAUUGUUGUGGUUCUGGUUGUGGAUUGAAUGGUGUUCUAUCUCCUCUGAAUGCUCAACGGAUUGUUAGACUCUCAA
Molecule: messenger RNA, 1092 nt
Organism: Dioscorea cayenensis subsp. rotundata (Guinea yam)
Lineage: Eukaryota; Viridiplantae; Streptophyta; Magnoliopsida; Dioscoreales; Dioscoreaceae
Product: auxin-responsive protein SAUR50-like
Exons: 1
Coding region: 53-520 (155 amino acids)
Biological process (GO): response to auxin
Source: RefSeq, a predicted model, not a curated record